Messenger RNA from Hippocampus zosterae (dwarf seahorse), 2627 nucleotides. RefSeq names its product zinc finger and BTB domain-containing protein 5. The record is from RefSeq and is a predicted model, not a curated record. Gene Ontology annotation, biological process: regulation of transcription by RNA polymerase II. Gene Ontology annotation, molecular function: protein binding; RNA polymerase II cis-regulatory region sequence-specific DNA binding; DNA-binding transcription factor activity, RNA polymerase II-specific. NCBI's taxonomy places the organism in Eukaryota, Metazoa, Chordata, Actinopteri, Syngnathiformes, Syngnathidae. Bases 448 to 2598 code for a protein of 716 amino acids. Gene Ontology annotation, cellular component: nucleus. The transcript has 5 exons.
CAUCCUUGUACGCUGUGGUUGAGUUGGCAGUCGUGACACCUAUUGGUCAUUUGUUGAACUGCGGAUGCUCACCUCAGCGACGUCAUGGAGCACAGCGCCGCCCUUUACUCUGGUUGAAAUUACAAUCGGCCGAGGAUUUGCCGGAAUGAACAAGACCCAUUUGGCUCUCUCGCCCCCACAAGACAGGCUGCAAUAGAUACGAGUAAAUCCUCCGGGGACGUGGAUCCUGGCGGUAAAGAUUUUUUGGGACACCUUGUACGACAUUUCACUCGUCAAAACACUAGACGCGCCGGUUGAAACUGACGCCCUUUCAAUGUGGCCGACGUAAUGCUUCACCUCCCAUCAGCUUGCUGGCAAUUAGCUGGUCAAUAGCCAGCUAACUUUAGCCUCGCCAGGGCCCGAAAUCUGCUGCUUUUUCCCCCACUUUGUGACUGUUCAAGGAGCAGCAUGGACUUUCCGAGCCACUUUGAGCAGAUCUUCCAGCAGCUCAACUAUCAGAGGCUGCACGGUCAGCUGUGUGAUUGUGUCAUUGUGGUGGGUAGUCGACACUUCAAGGCACAUCGCUCUGUGCUGGCGGCCUGCAGCACCCACUUUAGAGCGUUGUUCACCGUUGCAGAGGGAGAUGCCAGCAUGAAUAUGAUCCAGCUGGACAGUGAGGUGGUGACAGCGGAGGCAUUCGCUUCCCUAGUGGAUAUGAUGUACACAUCCACCCUAAUGUUGGGAGAGAGCAACGUGAUGGACAUUCUGCUCGCCGCCUCCCAUCUGCACCUCAACAAUGUGGUCAAAGCCUGCAAACACUACCUUACCACACGAACUCUGCCCAUGUCCCCCUCGUGUGACAGACCCCCACCUCACCACCAACAGGAACAGCAAAGGCACAGGCAGCAGGUACCAGACUUGGUGAACCCUACCUUAGACACCAAUGCUAACCUUGACACAAAUUCCGCCACCUCAAAGUUGCAGCGCUCUUUCUUGCUGCAGCAGCUCGGCCUCAGCUUGGUAAGUUCUGCUUUAGGGGAGAUGGAGGAUGGCAGAGUGGUGGAACAAAGAGCCUCGUUCCCUGGACGACGCUUCCACAAGCGCAAAGCCUCCCCAGGCCUAUCAGAGGAAAGGCCCAGACAGAGGCAGCGCCCCUCUGCCCCGAACUUAGGGUUACUUUCGGAAGAGGGCAUGAGCACAGACCGAGAAGAAGGAGCGCUUCUUUCGCCAGAUUCCCACAAGAUGGGGGAUGACGCCAAACUGGAUGCAGGGAUGCUCUGUGCCCCACAGGAUGAUCCUCAGAUGCCGAGCCAGUCAGAUAGUGGGCGGUGUGAGGGGAACGACAUGGGGAUAAUGCAGGGUGGGGUGGGCAAGGAGGAGGAUAUGGAGGAUGGAGACCACCCAAUCAACAAACUGAAGAUCAAAUCAGGAAGUGAGGAGGAGGAGGGGGCAGAAGAACCAGAACAAAAGGUGCUGGUCAAACAAGAGCCACUGAGCUCACCCGAGCCCGCAGAUGAAAUUAGUGAUGUGACAUCCCAGGCGGAAGGCAGUGAUCCGGCCGAGCCAGCGAGCCAGGAGGAAGAGGAAAAGGUGAAGCUGAGUCCCGAGAGCAGUGACCGCAGCUUCACCUCAGAACCACAGCCCAGCUCUAGUUCGCUGAUGCAGUCAGGCUCCCAGCUUCUCCUCAAGAGCAGCCUGGGAGGAGGCAGGGGUGGAUUUGGGUGUAGUAACACGCUGAACAGCAAACCAGAUUUCAGUAUCUCUAGUUUCCUUGGCCCAAAGAAUUUUGCGGGUGGUGGUGCUAGUUUGAUCGUUGGAGAGGAUGACCUUCCCAACACCACCACUGGUGAGGCUGUUGCUCAUAACUACCUGUUGAGGCAGGAAGCUUCUGGACCAUCCGCUCCUGCCCCGUCCACUUUGCUACAGUCCAGUGCACUCAGCAGUGGAGGUUGUACCCGUUUUGGAAACAACUUACAGGCCGAUUCCCUCUUCCUUCGUCCCCUUCAUGACGGUUAUGGGAACCCAAGAGGAACUGGGGGGAGUGAAGGGCAUGGAGGGAUUGAUCCAUUUGGUUUGGUCUUCCAGCGCUCCAGCCUGGGGCUACACUCCCUGGGGCGACCCCCACGAGGUGCUAGUGGAGCCACCCCCACCGUUCUGGGUUACCCCGGAUAUCGGCGCAUCGCCCCAAAGAUGACAAACAACAUGGGGAGGGGAGAGGGCAGUGCACUCCAGGAUCCCGCCUCUUCCUCGUCCAGCCUGGCGAGCCCCAUUCUCCUUAAUGAGACUUCUGGCUACGACAUGGCUAGCGGCAGGCCCACCUCCCUCCCGCCUCAACUGACGCGCGCCUCGGCAGACGUGCUGUCCAAGUGCAAGAAGGCUUUGUCGGAGCACAACGUCUUGGUGGUAGAGGGCGCUCGCAAAUAUGCAUGUAAGAUCUGCUGUAAAACCUUCCUGACGCUGACCGACUGCAAGAAACACAUCCGAGUGCACACGGGAGAGAAACCUUACGCGUGCCUCAAGUGCGGCAAGCGUUUCAGCCAAUCGUCACACCUCUACAAGCAUUCAAAGACCACCUGUCUUCGCUGGCAGAACACCAAUAUGUCCAAUGCUCUACUCUAGAGCUCUUGUUGGUCCCAAGAAGGAUGCUU